Messenger RNA from Archocentrus centrarchus (flier cichlid), 2329 nucleotides. It is a transcript of the gene svbp, whose product is annotated as small vasohibin binding protein. Gene Ontology annotation, biological process: protein secretion; negative regulation of protein ubiquitination. The transcript is spliced from 3 exons. Lineage: Eukaryota; Metazoa; Chordata; Actinopteri; Cichliformes; Cichlidae. The record is from RefSeq and is a predicted model, not a curated record. Gene Ontology annotation, cellular component: apical part of cell. Bases 157 to 357 code for a protein of 66 amino acids.
CAAGACUAAACACGGAUUUGUUUAUUGGUGGCACUGGGUCACAGCUGUUAAUCGGCUACUAGCUAGCUGCAGGCAGAUUGGUGGCCGGUUCAGUGUCUUUAAAGCAGCUUUUCUGCCUGUUACCUUUGCUGUAUCAUUUCUCAGCAGACGGGUACCAUGGAGCCUGCAUGCCGUAAGGACAAGCCAAAGCUGAAUUCUACCCCGACCAGAGGAGACAGAGCCAAACAGAAGUCUGCACAGCAGGAGCUCAAACAGCGGCAGAGAGCAGAGAUCUAUGCUUUGAACAAGGUGAUGACAGAGUUGGAGCAGCAGCAGUUUGAGGCCUUUUGUAAACAGAUGCAGUCGCAAGGAGAAUGAUGCUCAGCCUUCCUGUUCUAGUUACUCCAAGACCUGCUACCCUCCAAAAAACACCAUGGAUACGCACGUACACACACUGUUAUUGAGAUAAAACCACUCUCUUAUACUCGGCUGUGCCUCUGUUGCUGCCACCUCCUGGAAACAAUUUGAAAAACAUUUGUUUCUGGUGGCAAAUCAGACAAUAUAUGAUGUUUAACAGACUCCAGUUUCUGGCCCUGCAGCAUGCUUAAAAACACCACACACUGGUUAUUAGAAGCUGAUGAUGAGACAUAUCAGGCUACUGAUAUUUCCUUUCCCUGAGGUAUGCAUGUGAAAGCUCUCCAGCAAACAUGCAUAGUAAUAUUUUUUACAGUAGUUUAGAGAGUUAAAAGCAAGUUUUCAACCUUCAAGAGAUCUUGAAAUCUUUCAUAAUGAGGAAAAAAAAAUGUACCUUUUGCUGAAGAAAACAGUUUUGGCACAGUCAGCUUUGUGCCCUAUUUAAGCCGAUCAUAAUGGUUGUUCUAUACAUUAUGCUCUCCUGGAUUUUUGUCACCUGCUUAAGUUUUAUUAGGUGUAUUUUAGCACCCUGACACCUGGACUGUGUGCAGCCCCAACACAAUGUAGCAAAACAGUUUUGAAACAUGAAUGGCCUCUUAGCCCCUAACCCUAAGAGCUGCACCAGUGGCAUUUCAAUAAGGAGAGAUCACGAAGAAACUGAACGUGAUUUAUUGAAAUACAGAGUAAUAAACUUUUACUCUGCCAGAGAGAUGAUGACAGAAUGAAGUCUGUCAGUGUGGGAAAGUGAUGUGAAGAAUAAACUACCAACCCAAACACCAGGAAUGCAGGCAGAUGGGUGAAUACAGGGUUUUGCUACAUUGUGUUGGCUUGACCACAGCCCAACACUCUUGUAUCUUUAUUUGGUAAUUCAUUUAAAAUACUGCUGCACUGUGUUCAUGUUUACACAAUCUAUCUCACCAAAUGGUCCCACCAAUGGGAGACGUGAGGUUACCGCAGAGCUGCAGCAUCAAUGCAGUGAUGAUGAAGAACACUGUUGUGACUCUCUGCUAGUUUAGGUUGUCUAAAGAUGUGUUUUUAAGCCAGUGCUUUACAGCGAUGUCUCACUCUGACCCAGAAGCAGACUAUGGGAUGCUUCAUACAGUUUUUAUGUCCUCCUCUGAGUGAAGUGAGGUAACCGUCAGUGUGAUUACCUCUGCCAGUGAUGUUAUGUGCUUGGUUAGUUUAUCAGGAUUUGUAAAUGUAGCCUUAUGUGAAGUUUGGCCCAGCUUUAAAAUGAAGAACUUUUUCAGUAUCUUUGGAAGGCUUCUUUACCAUUACAAGAUAUUUAGUGUCAUCCAUUCUUAAUAUAUAUCUGAUUGAUCCAGAUGGAUUUCUGGAUUCAGGGACUUCUGCCUUAGCGGAGGUGUGCAGACUUCAGGGAGGCUGAUGGAUGCUCUCUCCUCCUGCUCUCUGUGUGUGGAGUCCUCCACACACAGAAACCUCCAGUCUGCUUUGAGCUUUUGUAGUUUUCUCAAAUCAGAAAUCUGUGGUGAGCUUGUUGGUGAAAUUCUUGGAGAAACAAAGUUCCUCUCUCCGUUCGUGUUAAGACAGUUGAGUUUUUUUGUUUGUUUGUUUGUUUUUACUGUAAGCAGUUCAAAUGUGGCUGAAAGUUUUCAUUCUGUUACCUGCAAUACUUCAUAACACUCGACUAUCUCAACUCUGGCCAGGAGGCUGGUUUUCAAUGAUUCAUAAACAAAUCUUACAGUAGCUUUAAAUACGUUGUUCUUAAUAUUUCUGUUACUGGUGCUCAUAUAGACUCUGUCAUUCGAAUCACGCUGUGUGCAACAUCUACUGGUCUGUACGUGAGUUACUCCUGCAUGUUACUGCCACAGUCACUCAUUUUUGUAAUCUAUAAAUAUUUUGAUUGUUACUCUGCGGCAUCUACUUUGACUUAUAUUUGAUUUAAUGAAAAUAAAAGUGAGUUUUUUUUUAAAUA